CGUAAUAAAGUGUUUUAAGUGUUUCCCAGCGAGAUAUAUUCAGUUGCUGGUCACUGCAAGGCCAUUGGCCCAACAGUCUCCGCUGCUGGCCCUGGGCGUUAAUACCUUUGACCUGCUGAUCCAGCUGGCGAGGGGGGGGCGUACACCCCUCACUACAGCUUGCAGUCACCCGCCUCACUUGUGCCUUCCUGAAGGAGGCAGGGCAGCCACCAAGCCUGUGGUUGGCUCACAGGAAGCCCCCAGAACAUAAAAGUGAUGAUGCAGCGGCAUCAUUGCAGCCCUAGAGAGGAAAAGGAACAUGGCUGAAGACUUGGUUAAAAGAUUAGUCAAAUAUAGGGUUGAAACAGAUUUUUAAAGUGUUCACAGCAAUUCGGCUUUCAUUUGUAAACAAAGAGCAGACAGCUAGGAAGAUGACACCAGCAGCGGCAGGCGGCGACAGGCAGUGUGACACCGUAGCCCUCCGCUCUGCCUGACAUGUGCUGCGUGCCACGCAACCAAACUCAAGUGGAACAUGCACUGUUACAUGUACCAGAUUAUCGGACACGCCUAACAGGUGUGGCGCCAUUCGUAAAGCAACAAAACUGCUUGUCUUGAAAGAAAGUCCAGUGACAGAGACAACCUUGGCCAGUGUUGUGUUUCGCUUCCUGACAGGGCAAGAGAUUGUGACCAGGAAUUUGUCCAGCUUCCUCUUUGCCUUGGAAAGUGCAUUCCUGGCUGAGUGUGGUGCGUGUGCCUGCUACUUGUGUGGUGGUGCUGCUGCUGUGUGAAGCCUCUGCCGUGGGAACCCACCACAAAUAGCUAAUGGAUUCUGUAUGACGGGAUCAGCAGCAGACAGAAUUCCAGUGAUGUAUUAACAUGCCUAGGCUUCAGUGAGGACCAGUUCAGCUACUUCAAUCCCUCAUAAGGCAAUUAGGUGUUCUUGGUGAAUAAGGAGGAGGAGAUUGAAUGCAGAGUGAUUACCUACCUGACCACCAAGGAUAGGAUUGCCUGCGCCAGUGGGUGAAUUGCGGCAGUGCAGUGCAGACUCCAAGGCUCCCCGAGUGUACAACAUUGUUGUGUGUGUGGAUGGGGUGUCUGUGCCAGACUCCUCACACUCUGUAUUGGCUCUCUUUUGGAUCUUCAUGGCAGUUUCCACAACAGCAAACACUGCAAGCUUGACCACACUGAUCUUGUCUCCAGUGAAGCUAAGAGUGGGAAUGUUUUUACCAAGGCCUUUGUUGGAGGCGUCCCCUGUGAUAUAGUGGACGACAACCUGGAGCUCUGUGACACACUGACAAGGGAGAAGGUUACUUGUCGCUCCAAGGCUAAGCUGGUCGGCCCCAUGAAUGUCACUGUCUGCGUUACCGGAAGAGGCGCGUCUGAAGUGACCAAGAUAGGAAGGUACUUGGACUCCCAGGACAGGCUGUACCAGUUCCUCACAUAUGCUGUGAUGUGCUGAGUUGGGCAGGAAUAUGAGAUGUAAGCAUUGUUGACCACUCAUGCUUGCCCACCCCGCUGAUUGACAACCUUGGUGAACUUUGGAUUUUUGAAAGCCAUCACUAGCAGACCUCUUGGGUGGUUUCCAAGACCCCAGCUUGGCCUUCAAGACACUUAACCAUACCAGGGUCUUCCUCCAGCAGCUCACCAGAAUAUAACUGGAUAACUUGCCUGCUGCCAGCACCUCCAGGCCUCUAGAGGUUGUGGCAUCACAGCCUGCACAGCCCCUCAAAUCCUCAACAAGAACAAGAACACAACAGGGUAGUGGGAGUGAUGGCUUCAAGACACACUGCCACUGUACAGGGCAGCUGUUACUCUUGUACAUCAUGUGCUGCUUACAAGACUGUGCCUAAAAAUCUGAGAGGAAAAAGUAAAAGCUCACAGGACUGGUUGACGAGACAGCUAAAUGACCCUUAUGUGAAGUUGACCAAGCAACAUCAGCGCAGACAUUGUCCAUGAUGCUUCCUGUGUUGUGGUUCCAUCAUGGCAGGCAUGGAAGUGCCUCUCACUGCAUCACCGCCUCAUGAUCAUUGAGAGCAUGGACACAGACACUGAGGCCCUAGUGGGUACGUGGACCUCCUCAAUGGACAGAUGGACAGAGGCUGGUGUGCUGGCUACAUGUAUCAGGAGCAAAUCUCAACCUUCUUCUCCGUUGUGGCAACAGGGAUGACAUAUGAGAUGGCCAUGACCAGCAUGCCCCUUCAGGUGCUGCGUCUGCACCUGCCACACAGUCCAUCCUCUGAGGCCGUUGUCCUGCUCAUCUUCCCAAAGCCUCAGCAUUAUGACACCUAUGUGGAUGGUGUCUUUGUUCCCCCAGCCAACCUCAACACCUCUGCAGCCGGCUACAAGCUGUUGCCUGAGAACCCCACCCAUCCUCAGGCUUUCCAUCCCAUGUUGGACAAUGCAAUGGGGACCAGCUUCUUCCAGCGCAGUGCUAAGUUGGUCCAUGUGGUGCUGUGCGAAGGCCACAUCCUUGACAUCAAGACCACACCCAUGAUCACCCUCACCAGUGGCCUCAUGGUGAAGGAAGAUGAGUUUUAUGAGCAGAACGUGGUGUUGAAUCUGGCCAGCCUGUUUGAGGUAUCCCCAGACAACAUCAGGGUCAUCAGUGUUAUGCAGGAGCUCUCCUAGAGACAGCAGGGAAGGCUGGAGGCUGAAGUGGCCAGCGCUCACACUACAAGCCUGAAUGGCGAGGAGGAGGAGGGAGCAAUUGGUGGGGAGGUGAUUCCCUACAAGAAGCUGGUGCAGAGUCUGGAGAAGGCCGUCAAUAGAUUCCAGGAUGGAUCAUGCAGCAACUGUGCCUCUCUCUCUUGGUGAGUGACCCCAUCGAGCCACCACCCAAGGAAGCCCCUCCAAAGGCCACAGGGGAGGAAGGUAGUGUUGUCAUUCUGGAUGCCAAACUGUUCUACAAGCAGCAGGAGAAGGAGGUGGCAGAGAAGAUCAAGGAGAGCCUGGCAGUGACUGAGUAUGCCAAGCCAUCCAGUGCAUUGGUGCUGAGUGGUGUGUCCAGCAGUGUGGUGUAGUACACAGUGUUUGAAAUGCAGCUGUCCUUUACUGUGCUGGAUACAGAGGCCAGACAUUUGUGGGCAAACUGCUGGCAAAGACUGCUGAGGGACACUUUGAGGUUAUCCAGAGGUAUGCCAAGUAAGAAACAGAAGAGAAUGUUACAAGGAGGAGGCAGCAGGCACCUGCCAAAAUGAUAAUUACUCCCAGUGAGGUCUAAAGCACUGGAUGAUGGGGUGCUGUGAACUUAUCAUUAAACGCAGCUGUGACCUCACUGAAUGUUUCCCUUUGUGUCUCACAAGAAAAGGGGACAGUCACAGCCUGCUCUCUAAAGACAACUCUCUUCCUUCACACAAAACUACAAGCAUCUAAUUACACACA
This is a messenger RNA of Scylla paramamosain (green mud crab), 3360 nucleotides long. RefSeq lists its product as uncharacterized. NCBI's taxonomy places the organism in Eukaryota, Metazoa, Arthropoda, Malacostraca, Decapoda, Portunidae. The transcript has 15 exons. The record is from RefSeq and is a predicted model, not a curated record. Bases 2068 to 2607 code for a protein of 179 amino acids.